ACUGGCCUGAUGCUGUCAUUCCACAAAUUUCCACUAUCAGAUGUCAAGCAAAUCAGCCACCACUAUCUUCAUCACGGUACUGAGUGCGUGUGGUGCUAUUUAUGGUCAACUGGUAACAGCAGACCAAUUAUGCCAGUUGGAACAUCAUUCAACCACGAAUACAAAUGAUGAAAUUACUAAGCCAAUUGACGUCGGACAAAAGAAAGCUAGUUUGUGUCUAACUAGCGUGAAAUCAACACCAUAUGAAAAUAAAAUUCAAAAAGCUGUAUCAAUAAUUAGUACUAACGUAACUUCCAGUACAAAUGUUUGCCAACCUACUUCUCAGAUAAUAGUGGCUCAGUCAGCUUAUGCCAAUUUAGAUCCAACAGUCACUAAAAUACAACAACAUACUAACAGAGAUAUUCAUCAACCUAUGGAAUUAUCGCAUUCACUUGGUUCAGAAUCAUUUAUAUUUUCAUGCCAUUCCGAUAUUCAACCAACCGCAAUGGACAUAGGCGGACAACCAGGUAGUCCAUCAUUAUCAAAAAAUCUUACAACUGUAGUAUCUAGUUGUUUACUUCAAAGUAGUACUUCGCAGAGCGGAUUAAAUACUUACUGUUAUCCUAUUUUUCCAUUUCCUGUUUCCACUGCGGAUGAAAUUACUUGUAAUUCAACAUUAUGUAACCAUGUCAAAGAUGCUGGAUUAGGCAGUAAUACUCGCGGUACUAUAGUUGCUCAUUGUGAACCGAUAGUAAAUGUUAGUAAUCAAUACCCCUGUCCACGAGAUUUAGAACAACGACCUGUCAUGAAAAUGUCAGUGAAUCUUAUUCGAACUUAUAAAAAUAUUAAUGAGGUGUACUAUCGAAAGAAACGUCGUAUUAGAGAACAAAUCAGUGAGGAUAGUAUUCAAAAAAGAGAUCGUAAAGGUUCUGUUACUUUUGGUAAUGGUGGUGGAUUGGCUCCUUCAUGUCAAAAUGGAUCUACAGGAAGUUUAACAGGAGUUAAUGUUGCAACUGUAGCAAAUACAGCUGCAUUAACAUGUCACUAUCAUCAUUAUCAUCAUCACCAUCAUCACUGUGUAGCACCACAGUCGUCUACAUUAUCAUCACAAAUUCCUAUGGUACCUCCACAUCGAUGUGGUAUUGGUUGUAAUAAUAAUCUUGUCACAGGGUCUAUUUGUUGUACAUCAUCUUCAGAUUUACAAACACGAUCAUCCGGAGUCAAUGGCAUUAUCCAGUCACGACAUCAAGGACCCUCUAUAGUUCAAAUGAAACAUCAUCAUCAUUCAACUGUUCUUCAUCCUAAUCAACAUUCUAUUUCCAAAGAUUCAACUACUUCACAUCUCUCUCACCAUUCUCAACAACAUAUCUACGAUCAAGGUUCAUCAUUUCCUUCUUGUAAUCCGUCUAAAUCAUAUCCAUUGACUAAUUUGAAUAUUGUUACUACUGCUUCUGGAUUUCGUACUGGACUCACAUUACCAUCAACUAGUGUUGGGACUGGUCCAUCUGUAUACUCUUGUCAAAUACAAUCAAAUUCUGUUUGUCAAUCAGCAUCAGCAUCAUCGUCUGUAUAUCCAUCACAUCAUCAUCAUCAUCAUGGACUUGUGCGUAUUGGUGAUGUAUGGUAUAAUCGUUAUAAAAUUCUAGCCUUAAUUGGGAAAGGUACAUUUGGUCAAGUUGUUCGUGCUUUCGAUGAAUUAACCGGAGAGGAAGUCGCUAUUAAAGUGAUUAAAAAUAAACGUUCUUUUGUACAACAAGCUGAAGUUGAAAUUAAAUUACUACGUGAAAUGUCUAUAUUUCAAGCGAAUGAACAAUUAGCUACAGAUGUUGGAGCUAAUUAUAUUGUGAAUUUAAAAGGACAUUUCAGUUAUCAUGGUCAUUUAUGUUUAGUAUUUGAAUUACUCUCUUAUAAUUUAUAUGAUUUACUUGGUAAUACAAAUUAUCGUGGUGUAUCAUUAAAUUUAACAAGAAAAUUUGCUCAACAAUUAUGCGCUGCAUUAGUAUUUCUAUCUAGAUCAGAUGUACAAGUAAUACAUUGUGAUUUAAAACCGGAAAAUAUUUUAUUAGUUAAUCCAAAACGUUCAGCAAUUAAAGUUAUUGAUUUUGGUAGUUCAUGUCAUGUACAUGAAAAAGUAUAUCAAUAUAUUCAAUCAAGAUUUUAUCGCUCUCCAGAAGUAUUGUUCAAUUUAGACUAUGGCUUGGAACCAUUAUUUUGCGGAGCGAAUGAGCUUGAACAACUGCUCCAAAUUAUCGAAGUGCUUGGUUUUCCACCGGUGUAUAUGAUUGAAGCUAGUCCUAAAUUAUCAAACUUUUUUGAAUGCAUACCGGUGAAUUUGAAUUCUACUUCAACAGCAACAACAAACCUAAUCAGUACUUCUACCACUGAUUGUGGUGCUGACUUUACUGCCAAUAAUACUAGUAUUAAUCCGGCCUCGAACCCUACAACGACACCAUCGACAACCACAUAUGGGACAUUAACAACAACAAUUAAAACAAACACAAUAGCUGGAGAUAAUACAGUGGCAGCAACAACAACAGCCACUGUUUUAUCUUCAUCAAAAAAUACUACUAAUGCUACUACUACUACCACCAUCAGUAGUAGUUCAGCCUGUGGUGCUGAUUGUAUUAAUUAUUGCUCCAAUAGUAAUACAAAUGUAAAAAAUCCAGUCAACCCUGGUGUUACAAAUAGCUGUGAUAGUAAUAAUAACUCGAAUACAUCAAACAAUAUAGCUGAUAAAUUGAAUACAGGCGUAUUAUUAUCAACAUCUGGGACUGUGUUUUACAAACCGAAGCGUGUAUGGACUAAACAAGAGUGUACUUACGAGUGUAAAUUUUCUGGAGUUGGAACAAGAACAUUGCGUACAGUUGUCGGGGCUGAUAUUGGUGGGCCUAAAAGUUGUCGUCGUGGGGAACAAGGUCAUACACCUGAAGAUUAUGAUAAAUUCGUCGAUUUGAUCCAACGUAUGUUAGUAUAUGAACCCCGGUUUCGUAUUCGCCCGGAGGAAGCUCUCACGCAUCGCUUUUUCACACGUAAGGAUGAAAGUGGACAACAGAAACAACAGACUGGUAACAGUAGCUCUUCUACAACCACUUCAACUGUCAAUCCGCCACUUACAACUUGUUCAAUAAUAACGACAACAGCCAAUGUAAUCAGUAGUAAUAGUAGUACUAUUACUUCUACUCCUAAUACUACUACCACAGUCGUCACUAAUACUUCUGUUACUGGUUCCAAUACAAAUAUAAUAUCUCUCUCUUGUCAGUUUGCUUCUCCCAAUAAUAAUAAACAGUCUCCUUCCAGUAAUUUAGCGCAUUGUAUUCAUGAAAAAGUUCCCUCCAGUAGUAGUAAUAGUAGUGGUAGUAGCACUACCACGGCGAUGACGACUACAUCUCAUCAGCAUUAUAAUUCCGAACAGGACAUAAUGAAUGCAUCCUACUUAACAUUUGCUCCAAAUCAAGAAAUUAAACUAUCUGGAUCAAUUGUUACCUCUACUAAUUCUACUGUUCCACCACCAUAA
Molecule: messenger RNA, 3493 nt
Organism: Schistosoma mattheei
Lineage: Eukaryota; Metazoa; Platyhelminthes; Trematoda; Strigeidida; Schistosomatidae
Source: the annotation of a GenBank genome assembly